Messenger RNA from Pleurotus ostreatus (oyster mushroom), 6141 nucleotides. It is a transcript of the gene CCH1, whose product is annotated as calcium channel protein. The record is from RefSeq and is a predicted model, not a curated record. Gene Ontology annotation, molecular function: high voltage-gated calcium channel activity. Gene Ontology annotation, biological process: calcium ion import across plasma membrane. The transcript has 24 exons. Gene Ontology annotation, cellular component: membrane; voltage-gated calcium channel complex. Lineage: Eukaryota; Fungi; Basidiomycota; Agaricomycetes; Agaricales; Pleurotaceae. Bases 1 to 6141 code for a protein of 2046 amino acids.
AUGUACCCGAGCAGAAGUUCUUCUUCAUCUUCAGCAGUAGACCUGACUGGUACACCCACUGGAUUGAGGACCUCUGUACCGCCUUCACCUUCCCUCACACCUUCGGAUUCUCAAGACCUUGCAAGCUCUUCCUUUUCUCGACGGCGCACGAGCUGGGGACGAGCAGAAGUGGGCAGCAACUUGGCACUUGGGCAGGACCCGUUACAGCUGGAUACCUCGCACCCUCCUCCAUUAACGCGACCCUCGUUCACCGACGACGACCCGUUCUCAGACUCGCCCACGGAUGAAGCGUUAGAGUUUUUUGCAAGGCGGCCGCGCGACAUGAGCCACGACGACAGCAGCAAUCAUGCAUAUACGACCUCCCAAGCCGCCCCCUCCACUGCAUCGCUCAUUACACUCGACAUGGACAAUCAUGAUAGGAGAGGCAGUGUAGGCAGUACAGGCGGUCUGGUCGAUCCCGAGCUCAGCGCCAGCUCCCGGAGGCAACAUAGACUAUCGACGCGGUACACUCCAUCGCCGUCGCCGCUAAAAGGUGCGGGCUCGGCGUUGCAGGCGAUGAAGAAGAGCAUGAGGCGGGUUAGCUUGAGGGUCGUGAAUUUCGGUGGUGCGGGAUUGGGAGACCAUGCGCGGAUCAGGCUUACUGACGAGGAUGAAAAGGAUGGUGGGGAGACGGACGCGCGGGAGAUCGAGGAGGAGAGCGAUGAGGGGCUGUCGACGCUCCCGUUGCGAGGGCGCACGCUCGGCGUCAUGGGGCCGGAUAACCCGCUGAGGCGGGCAUUCUACCGACUUCUGGUGUAUCCAUGGACCGAGCCCACGAUUCUUCUGCUAAUCAUCAUCAAUGCUGUUGUACUAACAAUCCAAGCCGCUGAUUCUCUGACCCUCGACGACCCCGACGCGCCUCCCCAGCCAGUGAAGGGCUACUUCAAGAGCUGGGAGGAUUACGCGCUUUUCGUCCUCUUUGCUUUGUAUACCCUGGAGGCUUUUGCGCGAAUAUGUGUAUCUGGUCUUCUGUUCGAUCCCGAAAUCCCUUCUGUACCCUCCGACAUCGACUUAACAUCGACAUCGACCUAUCCUCCCCCAGCGUAUCCCCUUCCGCCAGUCGCAGAAAAAAUGUUGUCUACCGCCGACGGUGCGCAAAAGAACAUGCGCGACACUGGCUUUCUGGGCAACGUGCUUAGAUCAGAUCGUCCACGACCCGAGACUCUAUCGCUCCCUUUCAAGCUGAGCAUCCAGCACGCAAGAGGCAAGACGGACCGCAACAUCCCGUAUUUGAGACAUAGUUGGAGUAGGAUUGAUGCGGUGGCCAUAGUCAGCUUUUGGAUAAGCUUUUGGUUGGCAACGGGAGGGGCUGAAAGAGGGGCCGGGAACCACAUUGAGGUCUUCAGGGCUAUGAGCGUUAUCAGGACAGCGAGGUUGUUGACGAUUACUUCGGGUACUACGACCAUUAUGCACUCGUUGAAAACCGCCAGACCUCUUCUAGCGAGUGUCGCGUACUUUGUUCUCUUCGCGAUGGUUUUAUUUUCGAUUAUAGGGAUACAGUCCUUCAAAGGUUCUUUGCGGCGUACUUGUUUCGUUCAGGCUACUGAUACUCCAAGCACCCUGGGUGUAAUCAUUGCGGAGGAGAUUCAGCUGGAGGGUCGGUUCUGUGGGGCUUUCAUUGAUCCAACCACAUUGGAGAGAGUGCCAUAUCUCCUGCUGAAUGGGGAGAACGCCCCCGCGCCUAAAGGUUAUACAUGUCCCUUGGGGCAAGUAUGUAAGGAGGAUCAAAACCCGGAGAGUGGCGUGCAAGGCUUCGACACGAUAUACAUGGCCGCUUUGCAAGUUCUCAUCGUAGCUUCGGCCAAUGGGUGGUCGCCCUUGAUGUACGCCAUGGCUGAUUCCGAGUUCUUCAUCUCGUGCUUUUUCUUCAUCGUCUGCAUCAUCGUCCUCAACUUCUGGCUGAUCAAUUUGUUUGUCGCCGUGAUCACGAAUACCUUCUCAGCCAUAAGGAAGGAGACAAGCAAGAGCGCUUUUGGUGCCGCUCCGUAUGUUUCUUUCUCCAACUUUUAUGAAGGAUGGUCGGACAACGGUGGACGACGACCGCCAAAGAAGAACCCCGCCAAGGUUAUCUACGAUUACAUUCAACACACCUGGACCCUCCUCGCCCUAGUCUCGCUCGUUAUCCAAGGCACUCGCACAGUCGACGUCUCGGCGACUCAUACUAUGAUCAUUGAUUACGCCGAACUGGUCAUCACCAUCGCAUUCGAUGUCGAAAUCGUGCUGAGACUGCUGGCCAGCCUGCCAGAUUGGAGGAGGUUCUUCACAAACGGACGCAACUUGUUGGAUCUGACGCUGGCCAUCGCGUCAAGUAUCAUACAAAUCCCGGUGAUCCACGACUCUGAUGUCUACCCCUGGUUUACGAUAUUUCAACUCGCCAGGUUUUAUCGAGUCAUCUUGAUUUUUCCGCGGAUGAAGCCGCUGCUUCUGGCCGUUUUCGGCAACAUGUACGGUCUCGGAAACAUGACUCUCUUUCUGCUCAUGGUCAACUAUCUGGCGGCGCUCGUUGCCGUCCAAUUGCUGCGAGGAGAUUACAGUGCAGACGAAGCUAUCAAUUUCGGAGAGAUCUACAAUGCGUUCCUUGGUGUGUACCAAGUAUUCUCGUCGGAGGAUUGGCAGAGUAUCCUAUACGGAGCAACGAGUGUUGAAGGUGGGCUGGGACAGACUGUCAUCGUCGCCAUAUUCUUUGCGGGUUGGCUGUUGUUCUCGAAUUUCAUCAUGCUGCAAAUGUUCAUUGCCGUGAUCAACGAGAAUUUCGACGUUGCCGAGGAAGCCAAGAGGGGGAAGCAAGCGUCUAAUUACUGGGCGAACCAUCACUCUACUCAGGAUGCCGGUGUGGCUUGGAUCCACAAGUUCAAUCCAUAUCGCCUCUUCAAGGCUAACCCCGUGAAGGUGAAAGUAGAGAACUUGCCGUCGAAUCUCGUUCUGCCUAUGCAGAAGGCGUUGGUACAAGACUACAGCUUACCGAAAACAGAAGGCUCUAAUUUGGGAUCCCUACACGGAGCCCGCCACUACACUUCGAAGUCCCUCUCAGCCCUUCAGCGACUAUUCGCUGGCGACGUGAGGUCUAACGAUGUCCCCCUCACUACAUUUCGGCAUGACCGUGCUGGAACCCUCGCCAGCGUCGACCCACAAGAUGACGAAAUCGAACGACACCUGGAGCUCCUUGCCGCUGUAAAUCAAGAGACAACCGCUGAGCAGCUUCAUGAUGCUAAGGAAGAAGUUCUGAUGCAGAAGGCGGACUUCAUACGUGACCAUCCAUCAUUUGACAAACCUUUCUGGAUCUUCUCGCAGAAGAACCUACUCCGUCGCGGCUGCCAGAAACUAGUUCAGCCCGCUGGUGGGAAACGAAUCUUUGGAUCGCCUCCUUCCGCUGUUGCGUAUCCGGUGUUCCAGACCCUGCUUCUUUGCGCCGUUAUCGGUGGAAUCGUCGUUGAAAGCAUCGCUACUCCCCUCUACCGACGCCAGUUUUAUGUCGAGAACGGCUUGAAACGGGGUGCUUGGUUUGACCUCGCCGAGGCUGCUUUCGGGUUUACCUUGUUCGUGGAGUUCGUUAUCAAAGUCAUCGCCGACGGCUUUUUGUUCACUCCCAACGCAUACAUCCGAAGCAUCUGGAACAUCUUGGACUUCACCAUUAUGAUAGGGUUGCUCGUCAACGUGACCACGACGCUCAUCUUCAUCGGUGGCCUCAGUCGAUUCACUCGGUCGCUGAAGGCUCUGCGGGCAUUGCGCUUGAUAACGCUCUUCGAGAUCAGUCGAGACACGUUUCAGUCGUUGAUCCUGUCUGGGGCCAGUCGUAUCAUGGACGCGGCCAUCCUCGCUAUCCUCUACAUGAUCCCAUAUGCAGUGUGGGGACUGAAUAUAUUCGCCGGGCAGAUGAACAUGUGUAACGACGGAGACGCUACGGGGAUUUCCGACUGCAUUGGCGAAUUCACAAAUAAUGCCCUUGAUGAUAACUCUCUUGGAUUCCCGGUACCCAGAGUCUGGGACAAUCCUUCGCCCUCUACGACGUUCUCUUUCGAUACCUUUAGUUCGUCGCUUCUCAUCCUGUUUGAGGUUGUCUCUCUGGAAGGAUGGAUAGACGUCAUGGUUACCGCGAUGGGUGUGACGGGUCGGGGCCAACAGCCGCAGACGAACGCCUCACAGAUCAACGCCAUAUUCUUCUUGAUCUACAACCUACUCGGCGGCGUUGUCAUUCUGACGUUGUUCGUUAGUAUCAUCAUCGGCAACUUCAGCUCCAAGACCGGCGCUGCCUUUCUGACCAAACCCCAAAGAGAAUGGAUAGAUCUCAAGAAACUUUUGACGCGGCAGAAACCCUCAAAGAGACCUCGUACUCGUCCUACUUGGUCUUUUCGUGCGUGGUGCUACGAUCGUGCCGUUCAGAAGCAUGGGUGGUGGUCAAGAUCUAUGACAGUUCUCUUCUUCCUUCACAUUGUGGUUUUGAUUCGACACAUUCCAAGGCCCGUCAAAUGCGUCCUCUUUCCCCUUUCUCUGUCUGACUCCUUUGUAGAUAUGUUCGCCCUUGCGGUCACCUUCAUCUACGUCAUAGACACCGUAGUUCGUUGCUUCGGACUUGGUUGGCGCAGCUUCCGUGCGAACGGCUGGAAUCUCUUCGACAUCGUCGUUGCAUGGGGCUGUUUUACUACUACUCUCAUAGUCCGAUUCCAGCCCGAUACGGCCAGUUUCGCCGUUCAACAGCUCGACAAGCUCUUCCUCGUCAGCAUCGCAUUCAAAUUGGUACAACGAAGUGAUAGUCUCAACAAACUCUUCAAAACUGCUAUGGCAAGUCUGCGGGUCAUCCUGAGUUUGCUGGGAUUGUGGUUCAUAUUAUUCCUCUUCUUCGCCAUUCUGUUCCUGGAAGUCUUCAGUCUCACCAAGUGGAAUUCUUCGGAGGAUCGGAACCAGAACUUCUCGUCUAUGGGGGGCGCUCUCGUUAUGCUCGCUUUCAUGAGCACUGGUGAGGCUUGGAACCAAUACAUGCAUGACUACUCUCUUGUCUAUCCUCGCUGUACAAUCGCUGCUGAAGAGGACGAUUGUGGUAGCCAAGGGUGGGCAUUCAGUUUGUUCAUUGCUUGGAACCUGUUGAGCAUGUACAUCUUCCUCAACCUGUUCACUGGUGUUGUUGUGGAGAGUUUCUCGUAUGUGUACCAAACCUCUAAAGGGGGCGCCAAGUCGGUCACGCGUCAGGAAAUGCGAGCCUUCAAGAAAGUUUGGGCGGAAUUCGCAAAUGAGAAAACGGGCUAUCUGGAGCGAAACCGCUUCGUUCCUUUCUUCGCCAAACUACGUGGUGUGUUUGAGGUCAAGAUAUAUCCUGAGGAAUACAACAUUCGGAACAUCGUCGCUGCAUGUCGCGAGAGCCCGGAUGGCACCGUCUGGCCUCCCCGUGUAUGUGACGGGAUCGAUCUCCAUAAGUUGGAAGGGCUGCUCAAUACGAUCGACUACGGUGCAAUCAGACGACGUCGAGCUAUCUACUGUCGCUUAUACCACGAGACCACGAUUUCCCAUCAUCAAGGCCGAGGUAUCUCGUUCACGGAGAUGCUGCUGCUCUUGGCGCAUCAUAAGCUGAUCGUGGAUCGCGACGCCCUUGUUCUCAAGGAUCUCGUCGUCCGCACAGAGACCAACAAGCUCGUGUCUGAUCUUGUUAACCUCGACCGCGUGCGAUCAUUACUACGCUCAAUCACCGCCCGCCGCCGUUUCUUGGCAUACCGGGCGCAACAGCAAGCGAAGAGGAUGGAAAACCAAGAGAUACCCUCGAUUGUUGUGGACGGUUUGCCUGAGACGCCGCCAACAUCGACAAGAGAUAUAUCCAGUGCGGGAUACGAUAGUCCUUCCCCUUCCGGGACACCCUGGCAAUCUACGCCUCCUCCUCACCAUCGCAGUUCAUCAGCUGGACUUGACUUCUCGCUUGCUCUCGAUACUAGUCCUGGCGCAGGCUUACAGCGCAGUAGUCGUCGGAUCAGUGAUAUCAGCCUUCUUUCGACCAUGGAUGUAACACUGAAAUCACGUGACUCUUCUCCAGCUAGCGACGGGGUGUUCUCAACUAUGCAAAAUGCCAUGUGGGGCGAUAUGAUGCUGGAGGCAGAGGAGGAGGAACAGAAACUGUAG